Stylonychia lemnae is the source of this 666-nucleotide messenger RNA. The record is from the annotation of a GenBank genome assembly. NCBI's taxonomy places the organism in Eukaryota, Ciliophora, Spirotrichea, Sporadotrichida, Oxytrichidae.
AUGAUGUAAACUAAUGAUCAGUCAACCUCAGGAGGAGGUUGCUGCUAUGGUAGAUCAAAGAAGUCAGCCAAGGCAUCAGCUGUAAACGUCCAGAAAAAAACUAAUGUUGAUCGACAAGAUAUCUUUGGAUCGAGUAGUUAAUAAAAAAUUAUAGAGGCAAAAGUUGUACUAUUAGGAGAUAGUGGCGUUGGAAAAUCUAGUAUUGCACAACGUUAUUGCAAGAAUUUGUUCUCUGAGUCACAUGAUGUAACAAUCGGCGGCGCAUAUCUUCAGCAAAUCGUUACUCUCUAGGAUGGAAAUUAAGUAAAGCUUCACAUUUGGGACACAGGGGGUUCAGAGAGAUUCAGAUCAAUGGUUUCGUUAUAUUAUAGAGAGGCAGCAGCAGCUAUAAUAUGUUAUGACAUAUCAGAUGAUAAGAGUUUCACAAGCGUUCAUUUCUGGAUCAAUGAGAUGAUUAAUAAUAAUGACAAGGAAGAGUUUGUGAUGGCAUUAGCUGGUAAUAAAUGCGAUGUUGAAGAAUCGUAGAGGAAAAUAACGAGAGGAAUGUCUGAGAGUCUUAGUUAAAAGCAUAACAUGAUUUAAGCUGAAACUUCUGCAAAGACGGGAGAAGGUGUUCAAGAAUUAUUUAAACAAAUAGCAGAACGUAUUGUUAAAUUGAAAAAAUGA